Messenger RNA from Opisthorchis viverrini, 303 nucleotides. RefSeq lists its product as hypothetical. Lineage: Eukaryota; Metazoa; Platyhelminthes; Trematoda; Opisthorchiida; Opisthorchiidae. The record is from RefSeq and is a predicted model, not a curated record. The coding region runs from base 1 to 303 and encodes 100 amino acids. The transcript has 3 exons.
AUGGACGAUGAAGAAAAAGAAAAGCAUUGUACAGCUGUUUCAUCCCUAUUGGGAGUCAUGAGCACCUCACGGGUCACCAGAGGGAUUAGAAUUCUCAGUCUCCCGGCAAGUACACUAAACCGUUCGGCUCCCAGCGGCUGCUCAGCAUCCUCUAGCAUCCUUUCGGUGCCUAGCUGCCAUGCCAUCCGAAGGAAGCGCGAGGGCUGGGAUACUACCAGGUUGCCCAAGCCUAGACAGGGGAAGUCGAGAGGCAGAUGUCGGAUUCGAACGACGGACCUUCCGGUCAUUAAAUUCGCGCUCUAA